Electrophorus electricus (electric eel) is the source of this 1438-nucleotide messenger RNA. It is a transcript of the gene neurog1, whose product is annotated as neurogenin 1. Gene Ontology annotation, cellular component: nucleus. The record is from RefSeq and is a predicted model, not a curated record. Lineage: Eukaryota; Metazoa; Chordata; Actinopteri; Gymnotiformes; Gymnotidae. Gene Ontology annotation, biological process: sensory organ development; axon development; forebrain development. Gene Ontology annotation, molecular function: E-box binding; protein dimerization activity; DNA-binding transcription factor activity, RNA polymerase II-specific.
CAAAAGCAGGACGGACGCGUGCCUUCAACUUCAACAAAAACUAUCUGCAGGACUUUGGUCUCUAGGAAGAAUUUUGAUUCUUGCCUUACCUUCUAAACUCACAAAAGGUAAGCAACACUGUGCACUGCAAUGGAGUCCGUAUACUUGGACAUCGACAGCUCAAGCUGCGACUACUCCUUCACUCACACAGACGAUGAGGAUUCUCACAGUAGUAUCCACGCCGCCUCCCCGGCUUCCUCGUUCGGCAAGCCCGCAUCCCCAGCCAAUAGCCUCCAGGACACUGCCGCUGACCUCCAGCAGAAGAAGAAACGCAGGGGGCGGGCAAGGAACGAAGCUACUGUUCACGUGAUGAAGAAAAAUCGCCGCUUGAAGGCGAACGACCGCGAGAGAAACAGGAUGCACAAUCUUAACGAUGCUUUGGACACUCUCAGGAGCGUGCUACCUGCUUUCCAGGACGACACAACUACCAAAAUCGAGACUCUGCGUUUCGCCCAUAACUACAUUUGGGCACUCUCUGAAACCAUCCGUAUUGCAGACCAACGCCAGAAGAAAUCAAGAGACACAUCAAAAGUACUCCCGGGACUUAGCUGCAUAGCAGACGCUCCAAGCCCAGGCAGCGACGCUUGCUCUUGGGUAUCAAGCGCAUCUUCGUCAGCGUCUUCUCCGUCAUACUGCACUUCGAACCCUGGCAGCCCAGCAGCAAUGGAUGACUAUGGAUUUAUGCAGACAGAUGUCGUUUACAGCUAUCACAGCUUUGUCCCUGGCAUCUAUUAAUCAAGUAGUCAAAUAUUCUUUCGUCUGUAGCUAAAAUAUUUAGACUAAUAAGGGAAAUAUGUUUCUGUUACCCUUUUUAGCGCAGAGACUGCGUAUUCACUGUUUGCCUUAACUGCUGUUACAGUUCACAAAUGAGAAUAUUCUUAUUUUUAUACGUUUUGUAUUGUUGAAUUUGGUGUUCCCAUACACUUGCACUUUUUUCCCAGCAUAUUCCAUUCUUCCAAUCUUGAACUCAAUCCCAGAUAGAGGAAAUUAUAUUUCGAAUGCAGAAGACAGAUUUGCUUUAGCCGGCUGAGGUGAAAAGUCAAUUUUACAAUUUGUAGAGUGAUAGAGCAGAAGAACGAGCGUGAAAAUUCAGUUUCAACGCUAUGACAAUAGACUAAAAGGCUAUCAAAAGACAAGUAUUUGGCCUUAUGCAUUAUGUAUUCUGACCCCAGGAAACCGUUCUGUCCCGUGUUCAGAAAGGCCCUAUCCAUACUAGGGAAAUGUUUCUACUGUUACUUAUAUUUUUAAGUUUUUUAGGUUAUUAUUCAACCCAUUGCUUUCAUAUGAUAUUGUAUUUUUAUUGUAUAUAAAGAGAUUUAUUCUAUUAUGUAUUUACGUCAAAGUAUAAGUUUGUUGCAAACCAUUUUGUACGAAUAAAUAUUAUGUUGGGGUUUUUUUU